Messenger RNA from Egretta garzetta (little egret), 582 nucleotides. RefSeq names its product ribosomal protein S27a (gene RPS27A). Gene Ontology annotation, cellular component: ribosome; cytoplasm; nucleus. The transcript is spliced from 5 exons. Gene Ontology annotation, molecular function: ubiquitin protein ligase binding; structural constituent of ribosome; protein tag activity. Bases 1 to 549 code for a protein of 182 amino acids. NCBI's taxonomy places the organism in Eukaryota, Metazoa, Chordata, Aves, Pelecaniformes, Ardeidae. The record is from RefSeq and is a predicted model, not a curated record. Gene Ontology annotation, biological process: protein ubiquitination; translation; modification-dependent protein catabolic process.
AUGAACGUGACUCCCAGUGCUCCUCUAUUCCUAGUUUACACCCGUGGCUUUUCUCAUUCUAAAAAUAUUCGCCCUACAAACCCAGAUGAAUUUGGCAUUGAUGUUGGGGAACCUGCAGGCGGCAAGGUUGAGCCUUCUGAUACUAUAGAAAAUGUAAAAACUAAGAUCCAGGAUAAGGAAGGCAUUCCUCCUGACCAGCAGCGACUGAUUUUUGCUGGUAAGCAGCUAGAAGAUGGACGCACACUGUCUGACUACAAUAUUCAAAAAGAAUCAACUCUUCACCUUGUGCUGAGACUUCGUGGUGGUGCCAAGAAAAGGAAGAAGAAGUCUUACACUACUCCCAAGAAGAACAAGCAUAAGAGAAAGAAGGUUAAGCUUGCAGUGCUCAAGUACUACAAGGUGGACGAGAAUGGCAAGAUCAGUCGUCUGCGCCGGGAGUGCCCCUCUGAGGAGUGUGGAGCUGGAGUCUUCAUGGCAAGUCACUUCGACAGACACUAUUGUGGCAAGUGCUGUCUGACGUACUGCUUCAAUAAACCAGAAGACAAGUAAAUGUACUAGACAAUAAAAAUCUGAAGUUCUUUA